This is a messenger RNA of Linum tenue, 1011 nucleotides long. NCBI's taxonomy places the organism in Eukaryota, Viridiplantae, Streptophyta, Magnoliopsida, Malpighiales, Linaceae. The record is from the annotation of a GenBank genome assembly.
UGGGAGGACCAUGAUGCUAUUGAGAGCGAUAUUUUCGACAAAAUAGUGGAGGAGGUACGUUGUAGAGGACAAAAUUAUAUUCGAGUAGCUAUUCCAUCAGUUCGAGUUCAUGUUCUCCUCGAGGACAUGGGUCUUCUUGAGCCUAGGGAGGCAGAGAUUCCGAGGGGUCGACCACCUAGGAGGGAGAACGCCCGAAAACGUUCUUGGUUUGAGCAGGAGAGAUCACGAGAGGCACGCAGAAGUAAUACCAGCAGGACAAGCCCUCCGACGAGGGAUCUCACUCCCCCGAUGAGGGAUCCUACUCCCCUGAUGUCAGAUCGCACUCCCCCUAUGAGUCAAUUGUGGGAAUUCCAUAGUGAGAGGGAUAUGUGUCCAUACCUCCCAUACAUCCCAUCUAGCAUACACCAUCUUGUUAGAGCUUGGUUUAACCCCGAUGGGGAUGGUCAUUGUGGGUUUCGAGCAAUCUCACACAUUAUUCAUGGUGACAAGGGUUACUACUUAGAGAUGAGGCAAGCUGUUAUUGGAGAGAUUACUAGUCGAUGGGAUUCUAUAUAUAGUAGACAUUACGAUGGGACACUAGAGCAAGUAAUUCAUAGGUUGGAUCAAAGGAAUUCGGGAUGGUGUGGCAACAAGUACUGGUUUAAGGAGGUGGAUCUACUAGCAUUCGCGACAAUGCACAAUUGUGCCUUUUCAGUCUUCGGGUGGGCAAUUGAUGGGACAUAUGGGUAUAGUGCAUUACCCGUGACAGCGCCACCAGGGAUAACAUCUCCAGUUCAUGUUUAUGCCCUCGUUCAUACUAGAGUACAUUGGGUCCGACUUCAUCUUGUAGACGUCGGAGGUGUUACACCAUGCCUCCAUUUAGUUUUCAGUGGUCUCAUCUUCGCGAUAUGGCAACUGUUGGUUCUUGGUCAUUGUUGUACCAAGAGGAAAGAAGGUUGUUUUUCGUUCUCGGUGGACAUCAGCAAAGUAGACAAGACAAGGGGUGAGCCGAAGCAUGUAGUACAUGAGUAG